UUAAGUGUCAAGAAUCGAAAGUUGUUUCAACAAUUUCAAUGUUAUUAAUAUUUCAUAUAAAAUUCAAUAUUAAUCUUAGCUAUGUUCUACCUUAUUCAGAAAUUGGUGUACUUAUAAAAAUCUAAAUGUCGUUAUAUUAAGUGUUUAUGUAUAAAACAAUCCAUGUCUAUAAAGCCUGUUUUCGUGUAUACAUUGUCAUCCAAAAUGGCAGGGAAGACGAAAAACUUGCAAUUGGACAUUAGCUGAUGUGAAAUGUGAAUUUAUAGUAACUAUUGACAGUGUAGUGUAGGUGGAGUGUAAGUUAGACAGAAAUGUGGACAUAGCGUGUAAAAUGGGUUCGCAGAUACUGGAAAUCCUACGCCAGGGUAUAUGGGCAUCACUGACAGGAGGAUGGUUUUAUGAUCCCCAUCAGAAUUUGUUUUGCAACACAGUACAUCUGUAUAUAUGGCUGUUUCUGUUGUGUCUACCGUUUUCUGUGUACUUGUAUUUUCCACCAGCAAGUCUCGGCUGGUUAGUCUAUUGUGCUCUAGUGGCCCUCCUAUUUACUGCCCUUAAAUUGAUCAAUCACGGUCUACACCACAUGUAUGAUACAAAUGAGCUCAUUGUGGUACAAACUACAGACGAAACAGGAAAUUCUAAUGAGAAUACUGCUUUGUUGUCAUCUCUCAGGCCAGAGGAAGGUAUAGAAAUGCAGAACCUGGGAGGUGCAGCAGCUCCACAGAGUGAUAAUGACUCUGUGACCUCACUUGAAUAUCACAAGCCAAACAACAGUACUAUAGAUUUGAAGGCUGAUGUUCAUCGGAAGAACAGUUCUGAAUCAAGUAUGGAAGAUAGUGCUAUAUCGGCUAAGCAGAUUGAACCUGUUGCCAUAACAAAAUCAGAUCUUUGUGUAGCACAAAAUUUACAGGCACCAGGACCUUCAAAAACCCGUCCAACGAGAAGCCGGUCCAAAUCCGGUCACAGAAGGGACCGGGAACAUAGGACUAAAACUAGACGAGGGCAUGGACGAAUAGACGAACUAAUUGUCGAGGAGUCGAGGAAUCCUAGGCUAGAUGGUAACAUACCAAUUCAUAUGUUAGCAGAUGAGGGUCCAUUCGCUAAAGUGAGUAGAAGAUAUCAUGAGUGUCCACAUCGUCGUGGAUCAAGUAAUAGAGAUUUCUUUAAGGAAUGGCUCUAUUUAGAUGGUAGUGAGGCGACUGGGGAACCUUAUCAGUCAAAGUUUGCACGUCAACUUAGUUCCGAUUCCAGAGAUAAUUCUGAACCUAGUGUAGGGCCACCAUCGCCAAAGAAGAGAACAGCACAACGGCGAAGGUAUACUAAUUAUCAUGACGAAAGUUGUACAAAAUCUGCUAUGGCCCUUGCAACGCAGUCAUCAAACAUGAGAAGGAAUUCGAACUCAACUAUGUCUACAAUACAAUUGCCAUUAUUAAAUUCAACAGCUCAGCUUGUUUCUCAUAUGAGGAGGCACUCUAAUAACGCUGAUCACGGUUUUUUUGCAAGUGUUGAGUUAGGGGAAUAUAUGAUGGUUAAAGCUGAGGCUCCAGUAAACGAUGCAGAUAAAAAUAAAGGUAAAAGUCCCGGUGUUCGACGUAUCAAAAGUGCAGCGUUGGAAAUUGGAUGUCCACCUCCAAGUGUAUCGAACCUAUCACCACAUCCAAACAGUGCAGAGACAAUUGGCGGACAGGUUUUAAAAAAUCCUAAAAGUGCAGUAAUACCGCCACCAAGUAAAUGCUUGACUCGUGGUCCCCAUUUCAAUCUUUAUCCUAAAAAUGAAUCUGGAGAAGGAUGUAGUCACCCCUAUCUUACAUAUGGUUCAGAAAUAGUUUACCCAAUCGCUGAAAUUUCUGAUGAAAUGCAAACAUCCCAAAAAGAAACAGAUUUGGAUUCCAGUGGAGAAAGUUACAGUGAAUAUGAAGAUGAAAAGCAGUUUCGUGGGUUCGAUUGGGAAGCGGAACAAUCGCCAGCUAUACGUUCUAGUGACUCCGAUUAUGAAAAUAAUGGUUCUAGAUCGCCAUUACUUGAUAAAAUGAAUGACGUAAGAAUAAUUCGUUCAAAAAACCAAAUAGAUUGUAAGAAACACUGCUGCCAGAGACAUCAAAAACAUCUACCCGAAUGUCCAAAUAAUAAAUCAAAACAUGUUAGGCUAAAAAAAAUGAGCAAACAUGACAUGAAAAAUGAUAAACUAUCGGAUUACUGCAAUGAUUGUAAAUUUAAUCUUCGCCAGGAUUACUUUGAUAAAGCUAGCGCAAGCUCAAAAGAUUUCCUUAUAGAAAAGUCAAGUUUAGAAUCCAAUGAAAAUGUUGAUCCGUCGGAUAAACCAACACAAGACAAAAACCCUAUUGAAAAAAAACUUUGGGACCAUGACAUAUCCAAUACGAGUAGCAGUAGCAGUGAGAUUGAGAGACCCGAAGACGAGUUAAAAGAAGAAAAAAAUAAUGCGCCAGAGACUGAAGAGUCACAACUAACUUGCGAUAGUAAAAGUGCUGAUGAAAAAAGCGUUUAUAGCUUAGAUUGGUUGUUCGAAGAGGCGUCCGAAGAUAAAGCGUGUUGUGUUGAAGAUUUGGGUCCAGAAGAGGUUUUAUGUAAAAAAUUAGCUAACGCUUUAGGUGAAUCAUCUUCUAAUGUACCAAAAAACUUAGGGGCUAUACCAAAGCAAAUAAAAAAUUUAGCGCGUUCACGAACUUCUUCACAGAAAGAGAACAAAAUGAGAGAUUCUAAAAAAGAAAAGGAUGAAAAUCAGUCUGAAGAGAGAAUAUUAAUGGAUGCUGUAGAAGCUCAAGCUGCCUUAGUACAGGGAUUAGAAUGUCUUUUUGCAGCUACAAAUGCUAAUACUGUAGUAAUGCCGCCCCCUAAUAGAGAUGAAAGAUCACGGAGUCACAGGCAAAGCAUACGGGGAGAAAGAGACAGCUUACACAAAACCAGAAAACGAUCUAUAGAGGAAGUUGCACAAACAUCAACUAAUACUUUGCUCCCAACAUCAAUGCCUCUACUGGCCGCAUUUCUUAAUUCAAGAGUAGACUUUAUACCUUGCUGCGUAAAUGAUAAUCCGCCUGAAGGCCAAGGCCCGGAAGAAGGUCAGAGAUUAAGGCCUCUUAUGGAUAGAAAUCACAGAAACAGAGUCAGAAAAAUAAAACGAUCAACGCGUCAGCGUAACAAUCCGUCUCUACAAAAUACCGCAGAAAAAAAAGACAAGCCAUCGAGUUCAGAAAAUCCCAAUUCUAAUAGCGUACACUUUGCUACGUCGUUUGAUGAUACCACUGAUGGUGCAAUACAUUGCUUUAUGGACGAAUAUGGCAAUUGGAUGUCUUACACUUUUGACAAAAACAGUUCCGGGAGAGCUCAAGCACAGCCAAUUCCCUUACCCGAAAAAGAUGAAGGAGUGCGAUGUAAUCAUCCGAAGUCUAUUGAAAAUCGUGAUAAUUCACAAGAAACAGCUGGCGAGGGCAGUUGUGGUUCAUUGGAGUCAGAAGCUGCAAACAGUGAAAGUAUAGCGAAGCCUAAAAGAGGUGAUAGUAUAGAUCAAAGUUCUUCUAAUCAAGGAAGUAAUAAUCCUUUACUAUCAAGCAACAAUAAUGUAUCAACCAUUGUACCGAUAAACACUAACAGUUCAAAUAAACGUUUUUACGUGUUCGAUGGAGGGACUGGUUCACACACCGACCAGCCGAGGUCGCCUGUUGCAUAUGUGACUGACAGCUUAUUAGAACAAAUAGAAGCAGAAAGGCAAUCACGUAUGGGACUUCCAAGCAUGCAUAUCAAUUUCUUAAUGAGUCAACAAAGGGCCCAGCAACAAGCACAACAACAGGCAGAGAACACUUCAACUCAUAUACCGAGCUUGAUGCCUUCGAUAGGAGAAGAAAGCUUAGACAUCAAUAUCAGAAGUAAAUAUCCCAAAUUAUCGGACGAUUUGGACAAAUUAAACAAGCCAAAGUCGAAAAGUUACUACAAAUUCAAACUUUCGAAAUGUUUAGAAGUUAAAGUUACAAUGGAUAGGUUAAAACUGAUGGCGCUUUUCGACAGGAACCUGACAUUCAGAGAAACUUUUAUAUCAAUAAUGUUAGCUGUAGCGGUUGCUGCCUUAGGUUCCAUGGUGCUAAAUCUCGGAUUUUACAGGGACAUUUACGCGUUUUGGUUCUGUUUCAUUAUGGCUGGUAGUCAAUAUUCCCUUCUCAAAAGUGUUCAACCGGAUUCAGCAUCACCGGUACAUGGAUUUAAUAAAAUGGUCGUUUUCUCACGUCCCGUGUAUUUUUGCCUUUGUACGGCUAUUUUAUGUGCGGUAAAUAGUCAGUUGCAACAGAUCUCUCUACCUGAAGAAACUCAUUUACGCACCAGAAGAAAUGUUGAGAAUACAAGACCGUUAACUAUAUAUGGAUUUGAACUGAGCGAACGAGAUUGUUUAUAUGUGAUACAAGAAAUUAUUUCUAAGUUCCUCCUAUUUUUUCCUUUAGCGUUUAGUUUGGGAUUAUUUCCCCAAGUCAAUACGUUCCUUAUGUACUUAUUAGAACAGAUAGAUAUGCAUGUGUUCGGUGGAAAUGCAACGAGCAGUUUGAGCGCAGCCGUGUACUGCGUGGUUCGAUCUAUAGCAGCCAUUGGAGUACUAUAUGGCUUUGCAUAUAGCGGACUAGUGGAAGGAAAGAAAACACAACAUCAAAAACAUAAUAUACUAUUUUCGAUAUUCUGCGGUCUAUUGGUACCCAUAGCGUAUCACUUAAGCCGAAGUGCGAGUGAUUACACCCUUAUUUGGAACUUAAUAAAGAAACAUCUACUGCCGCCCGAACUAUACAUCGUUCAUAGUCCUGAAUGUUCCCCGGAGAUGGAAAAAACCGAUCCUAAUACAUUAACCGAGGAGAAGAAAAAUGAUUCAGAGAGUAACAUAUCUAAGCAAAACUCUAUCGGUAGUUCAGCUUCCAAAAUCAACUUUAGCUCUGAAACUAAUAUUGCAAGACAACAGAAAAGGUCGCAGACGUCAAGUGUUAGUUCAUUGAAGGUGGAUCCAAGGGGUGACACAAUGAAAUCGACGACCUCCCUAAAAGCCGAUCGCUCUGAAGCCCCUACGGAAACAGAAGAAAAAAGUAAAGACUCGAACACACUAAACUCAAAUACUAAUAAACAGGACAACGACAAACCAGACGAAGAUAUGGAAGAUCCUUUACCGAAAAAGUUACAAGCUACCAUUAACGCGAGACUAAAGAACGAUGUCAUAGUUUGCACAUUUCUUGGACUUUUCGUAUUUGGACUACAUUGUACAACUGUCUUUACGACACUGAGGCCACAGCUUAAUACGGUUCUCUGGAUAAUAGCGGGUAUUCUAGGCUGGUUUCUACACUACAUCACGCCGCAGCUGCGCAAGCAACAGCCCUGGCUGUGCCUCGCGGGGCCCGUGCUCAAGCAACAGGAAUACGCACAGUUCGAGGUCACGGAACCCGCUAAACUGAUGUAUUUUGAAAAGAUAUUCGUUUACCUCUGCUUCCUGGAGCGUAAUGUACUGUACCCGGCAGUAGUCGUAGCGGCCACGACACAGGACGCGCCCGCCAUAGCAGAGAAGUACGGAGACGCGAUUGGCGCUCUUAUCAUAUGCGUGUGUGCUUUAAAAUGUCUCAGAAACGCGUACUCCGAACCAGAUAGCCAGUAUCUCAUACUAGUUUUCGCGGUUCUUUUGUUCCAACGCGACCUCAGCAGCCAGAAAGUGUCCGAGACGUUUCUAGUUGACUAUUUCAUAACUGCCAUUAUAUUCAGCAAAGUCUACGAAUUUCUUUUGAAGAUCCAGUUCGUGGUGACGUACAUCGCGCCGUGGCAGAUCACGUGGGGCAGCGCGUUCCACGCCUUCGCGCAGCCCUUCUCCGUGCCGCACUCCGCCAUGCUGUUCCUGCAGGCCGCGCUGUCCGCCGCGCUGUCCUCGCCGCUCACGCCGGCGCUCGGUAGUGCAAUAUUUAUGACGUCAUACGUCCGCCCUGUCAAAUUUUGGGAACGCGAUUACAAUACGAAGAGAGUCGAUCAGAGUAAUACGAGACUCUCGUCCCAGUUGGAAAGAAAUUUGGGAGCAGAUGACAACAAUCUUAACUCAAUAUUCUACGAGCACCUGACUCGUUCGUUGCAACACUACCUUUGUGGUGAUCUGAUGCUUGGAAGAUGGGGUCAAGUGCAGCAAGGGGACUGCUUUGUGCUAGCGUCGGAUUACUUGAACUGUCUGGUACACAUCGUGGAGAUGGGUAAUGGUCUGGUGUCGUUCCAACUGCGUGGUCUCGAGUUCAGAGGAACUUACUGUCAGCAAAGAGAAGUGGAGGCUAUAUCUGAGGGACCUGAAGAACUUAGCGAGGGCGCGUGCGGCGCGCGCUGGCUGUGCGGCGGGCGCGUGCUGUCGCCGGGCGCCAGCUGGGCGCUGCGCUGGCUGGCGUGGCAGCUGGCCGCCGCGCGCUACGUGCUCGAGGGGUACUCCGUCACCGACAACAGCGCCGUCUCCAUGCUGCAGGUGUUCGACUUCCGCAAGGUGCUGCUCACCUACUACGUCAAGAGCAUCAUAUACUACACGAUACAAUCGAGUAAGCUCGAGGAGUGGCUGGCGUCCGCCGAACUCAGCGAGGCGUUGAAGCCGAUGGGGGAGCGAUCGUUCGUCGAUCUGGAUCCGAUCUUCAAUGUCAACCUCGAUGAAGAUUACGACUUUAGAGCGUCUGGGAUUACCAGGGGCCGGUUCUGCGCCGUGUACCAGGAGUGGGCGGUGCACUGCAGCGCGCGGCGAGGGCCGGGCUGGCGGCGCCGGGCCGCCGCGCGAGACUCGCCGCUCGUGACGUUGUGCUUCGCGCUCAGCCUGCUGGGCCGGCGCGCGCUGGCCGCCGCGCAGCACCUGUCCGCCUCCAGCGUGGAGUUCUUCCUGUACGGGCUGCACGCGCUGUUCAAGGGCGACUUCCGCAUCACGUGCGCGCGCGACGAAUGGGUGUUCUCGGACGUGGCGCUGUUGCACUCCGUGUUGGCGCCUGCCGUGCGGAUGGCGCUCAAGCUGCACCAGGACCACUUCAUGUUCCCCGAGGAGUACUGCAGCAGCGCGGCGCUGUACGGCGCCAUCUCGUCGCACGCGCAGCGCCUCGUCAUCUGCCACGAGGCGGCGCCGGCCUGGCGCUACAACGUGCUGCGCGGGGCGCCGCACCUGCUGGCGCUUAGGCAUGUAAUGGACGAGGGCAACGACGAUUACAAGAUAAUCAUGUUGAACAAGCGGCACCUCGGGUUCCGCGUGAUUAAGCUGAACCGGGAGUGCGUGCGCGGCCUGUGGGCGGGGCAGCAGCAGGAGCUCGUGUACUUGAGGAACAGAAACCCGGAGAGGGGCUCUAUACAGAACGCUAAGCAGGCCCUCCGCAACAUAAUCAACUCCUCGUGCGACCAGCCGAUCGGCUACCCGAUAUACGUGUCGCCACUCACCACCUCCUACGCCGACACGUCGCCGCAGCUGUGCGCGCUCACCGGCGGGCCGCUCACCGUCACCGCCAUCCGCGACCACCUGGCGGCGCUCUGGAGACGCGUGCGGCGGCGCUGCGGGGAGGGCUGCUCGAGCGGCGCGUGCGAGGCCAGCGCGGCCGAGGCGGGGCGCGCGCCCGCCCGCACGCCGCCGCGCGCGCCCGCCGCGCCGCCCGCGCCCGCCGCGCCCGCCGCGCCCGCCGCGCACCCCGCGCACCCCGCGCACCCCGCCGCGCACGGGGGUACUCGCGGCAGCCUCUCCAGCGCGGGCAAGCCGACGUCUUCAACCCUGGCGUCGCUGGCGGGCCUGCUGCGGGAACACUCGCACGAGCGAGCGCUGGAGGAGCCGGCGGCGCACGCGGCGGACGCGCGGCGCGACGAGCGCGGCGCGCGGCGCGAGCGCGGCCUGCGCGCGCGCACGCAGCCGAAUAAUCGAAGCCGCGCCCGUCGUGAUAUAGCUCUCCCUGCUUCGUUCAGACUACUCGCAGCCUCCGACAACCUGAGACCUCUCGACCAAACGGACCCCCGAUUGGCAGAAGAUGGACAGAGUUCAACCGGUGGCUGGGAGUUCGGCUGGCGGGAGCAACCACGUCGCGCUGCUAGUGCCAAGGUGUCGGGCUCGCGCGGGUCGGGGUCGGGCUCGUCGCUGGAGGAGGCGAGCGGCCUGGACGUGUCGCUGCCCGACUGCAAGAUCAUCGCCAACAGGAACGCCAGGCAAGCGAGCUUCCACAGGUAUUUCAUUAACGAGGGCACAUCCAAAGACCUUUCUAAAUUGAGCAAGGAUAUACGUCACGAAAGAGAAAGCUACCGCGAACUGACCGGACGUUACAUAGAAAAACCCGAAGCUAUACCACUAAAGGAGACUCAUUACUCGGACAUAUCCAAUAAGGAAUCGAUUUUGAAGAAGGAAGCCAAAAAGGACCCUAAACCUAAAGAAAUAAAGACUAAAAUUAAACGUUCGGACUCUGGUAGGAGUGAACUGAAGUCGAAUAUAAGCGUAGGCAGUAAAGUACUAAUAGUGGAACCGCUGGGGGUCUACGACUGUAUCAACCUGGGGCGCAGAAUCGACGUGCUUUGGCCCUCCGAGUACCAACGUGAGAGGGGGGGCAGGAAUUAUUGGGGCAGCUGGGUGCCUAUGGCUGGGAUGGAUGGAUUGGUGGUGCACAAGUGGAGCCCCAACCACCGCGACCCCAAACUGCGCUCACACGUGGACAAGAGCAUCUUGCUGCUGCAGAUGGACGACCGCUUCGUCCCCAUCGCUGAGUCCUGCGUGCAGGACCUCGGUGAUGAAGUCUAAUCGAACGACUACCUCUCGGAACGGACUUAAGUAUGGGAAACCUUAUCCCUUUGUUAUAGAGACAAUACUAUUUCACGGUCUGGACAAAUUAUCAAAUUGAUACAAAAUUUAGACUUAAAUUAUCUUUGAAAACAUCUUAGAUACUAAAGGGCGUAAAGGAUAAAACAUUUUGAACUUUAAAUCGUUGUAAUAAAACCGAUAGUGAUUUGACUCGGAUACGACAUUUUUAUCGUUACCUUUGGAAAUUGAAAAUCGUAUACAAGAAUAUUGUAGAGAAAGAUAACUAAAUGUGAUAAAUUUAUUCAACUAUUAUAUUCGAUGUUUAUUAUUAGAUGGAAAUGUUUGUAACUUAUACUUCAAAAUACUGCCUCGAAUAAUUUUAACUAAUAUCAUAAAUCAAAAAAAUUAUGUUCUCAUUAAACAAUGGAUUUAUUAUUGAAACAACAAAGUUUUAACUGUUUCUCGUUACAAUAUAAAUUGAAAUAAUCUAUUUAGAACAGAAUGAGUAUAUUUAAUUAUUUGUUUGGUAAUUAAAAUACAAACGAAUAGAAAAUACACGUUCGCUUAUUAAUGCGUUCGUAAAUAACAUAUAACACCUUCGAAAACAAGACUUUUUGCAACCUGUUUGUUGAAAAUUAUCUUAUGAGGUGAUAGGAAAAUUUAUAUAAAAAGUACUGAACAUCAUUGUAGAUAAUCAUUGACUGGACUUGUUAUAUAUUCACUGCAUCCAAUCAUGUCCAUUUGUAUAUUCUAAAUGUAAAUCAAUCUGCUAACCGAUUUUGAUGAAGUUUUAACGAUCUUCGAAUUCGAUAAAUCUAAUAUCAACUGCACGGAGCCGAUUCCCGUUAGUCACUUUGUAAAUUGUACACUUGUAUUGAUUUCGUAUAGAAUUCCGAUUUGUAUAUAAAUAAACGCUUCGUUGUCGUACGUUCGUCUGUAGCUAAACUUGUAAAUAAAUUGUAAAUAAUGUAAAAAUGUAUGUACCUCCUACUCUGUUAGUGUAUGAAAGGAUUUAAGUAAAUUAUAUUUUUAUUUUUAUUACUUUUUCACGAAACUUAUUGUUAAGAAUUCUUUCCCAAAAAUGACUUAGCCCCAUUAAGUUUUAAAAUAAUAUAUUAUCAACAUUUUAAUUAUUAUCGAUUUGAAAUUAAAAAAAUAUAUACUACAGACAAAUCAAAAUUUUUAAAAUAAUCUAAAAAUAAUGAAUUUUGAAAUUGUAAACGCAUUAAAAAAGUGUGAAUAUUGAAAUUAAAAAUAAUAUUUUUCUUUUUAACAAAAAAUAUUUAAAGGCUUCUGGCAUCAUUUUAAUGUCGUGAAGUGUUGAUUUAUAAAAAAAAAACACGUGUCUUCGAUACCAAAAACUAUCGCUGUUUUGUAUUGUUUAAUUUUUGGCAUAUAAUAUAUUAAAUAUGUAAAUAUAUAUACCUACAUAAAACAUUUGGUAUGAACUAACUGUGAAACCAAACGCGGUAGCAUGUUGAGUUUAACGAAUUUAAUUGGAUUAUAAAAAAAGUUGAUCGUUUAAAUUAUAUUCAAAUUAAAAUUAUAAAACAAAUAAAUAAAACUUAUAAUUACAUUUUUUAAAGUACAUAUUACAAUUAGAAACCUACAUAUGUAUACCCUAUUCCAAUCGGAGCAGGAGUAAAGGUAUACAAACCGUGGAUUUACAAAUUGCAUGCUUUUUUCUAAUUGUUCUGCUUUCUUACGCACUAUAAACAGUAAUUGAUUAAUUUACCUUUAUUUAUAAACAACACUAUUCCACUUAACUACUUAUAACCAUAUUAAUUUAACUUUCGAAGUUCCGAUUACAACUUCGCAGACAUUGAAAACGCCAUUUUUUCGCGAAUCCAUAGUGAAUAUCAUAGAUUAUUCAAGAUCUCGACCAAUGAUAUCGGUGUCAAAGUUGUUUAUUUGGGUUCACUCCUCUCGUGGUUGGAAUAGGUUAUAUUUCAAAAAAACAUUGAAAUUUCGCAAUAUGAACUUGCCAUCGAUUAAGUCACGUUUCCUAAUUAAUAAAAUUCAAACUCCUCUUGAAAUAAUGAAUUCUUCAGUAUUUAAACUUAAUAUAUUUAAUUUUAGUAUUUCAUUUACAAAAGCUCUUAUAUAUUUUUCUAAUAUAUAUUUAAAAAAAAAAUGGCUAUGAAUAGUGAUUAGGAAACGUGUGAUGUAUAUGCAUCUCGCUCUAACGUCAGCUGUCUGUUCGCGUUCAAGGUGAUCUACUGUCUUUAUCAUGUAUACAACUAUUUAUGUUAUAAUAUUUUAACCAGUGACCUUUUCCCGCCAUUUCCAAUGAACGUGCGCAGACCUGUAUACCUGUAGACCAUAUUUGUUCGCAAGUUGCCUUAUUAAUAUAUUUUAGACUGAUUUUUUAUAAUCGUGAGAGUGUAUAGCUAAUAUGAUAAUAUUAUUUAGAUUACUGUUAAUAUAGUUGUGAUCUUGAGAUGUUAAAUGUUCAGCGUUCGAUGUACUUAUGAACCGCGGGUUUUCACUUACCACGAAUUUUUAUUUAUUUUUUUGUAAAUAUUUCAAGUUCCAGAUGCGUAUAAAGUCUAAUCUAAUACUGUAUGUAAAUUGUGAAAAAUACUAAUUUUAUAAUUUAAAAAUGUUGUACACAAUAUUUUAUGGUACAUUUUAAGAUAUUCAAAAUAAUUUAUACGCAGUGUCGCCAUAGUUAUUGAAAAUUUUAAAAUCACAAUAACAAUUCUAGUAUUUAUUGUUCUUUUUUUACAAUGUCUUCAAUUGAAAAUACAAGAAAACAAGUACUGUUUUUAUUAGAAAUUCAAAAAGUUUUCGAAUUCUAGAUAAAUUGGAAGGUUGUAAAUACGAAAGCACAAUCCGUCCACAGAGAUGUGUUUUCAGAACGCACUUGGACCGGCGCCGCUUGCGUUAUAGUUAUAAAUUUGUGUAUUGAGACCACAAUAAAAUGAUUUUCAUUCUUAUGUCGAUGUAUUAAAGUUUAAAAUUGCACAAUAUUAACUGUUACGUGUUCUUCGUUAAGUAUCGAAAGCGGUAUUUCUUAAUAAAU
Messenger RNA from Nymphalis io (European peacock), 11765 nucleotides. It is a transcript of the gene pcx, whose product is annotated as pecanex-like protein 1. Gene Ontology annotation, cellular component: membrane; endoplasmic reticulum. The transcript has 26 exons. Gene Ontology annotation, biological process: endoplasmic reticulum organization. The coding region runs from base 332 to 8740 and encodes 2802 amino acids. Lineage: Eukaryota; Metazoa; Arthropoda; Insecta; Lepidoptera; Nymphalidae. The record is from RefSeq and is a predicted model, not a curated record.